AUGGCAGUCCUCAGUUCCAUGUUGCUGCCACUCAGGCUGUUUCUAUGCUUCGGACUGCUGUGUUCUUCUGCCAGCUCUGCAGAUGACAUUGACAACUGCAUGCUCUUCAAUGAGGUCACCACCACUGGCCAAGGCAUCAUGGCCAAUUCAGAUGUCUAUGAAAGCAACACAAACUACACAGUAUGGGUUCCCGUGAAUGCCAGGAUCAGCUCUGUGGUCCUGCGAGCAGUGGACGCGAACAACAACUCACUAGGCCUCUGGGAAAAAGCAGACCAGCUUUGCAACAACAGUGCCCUAUAUCACCUGGAUAACCUGAGUGACCAGCUCUUCAUAGCAAACUGGAUAUCUCCUAACUCAACAAACAUAACUACAAUCGUGUUACAACACAACCACUUCCCAGAGCUCUACAACCAGGACAAACCCACACCCACACCCAACCUCAACAAAAGGACACAUCUCCACAAUAAGAACAACUCCACACCCAACUGCAACAAGAGAACACAUCUCCACAACCACAACAACCCUACACCCAACCCCAAUAACAGAACACAUCUCCACAACUACAACAACCCCACAUCCAACCCCAAUGACAAGACACUUCUCCACAGCCAGGACAACCCCACACCCGAUCCCAAGGACAACCAGCUUGGCCAACAGAACCUUCCUCUGCCCCAUCACAAGUACCAUUCAGAUCCUGCUAGUCUUUCUCACCAGCAAACUCCUCUGCUAGAAGGAAGCUAA
Messenger RNA from Mirounga angustirostris (Northern elephant seal), 741 nucleotides. It is a transcript of the gene PLET1, whose product is annotated as placenta expressed transcript 1. NCBI's taxonomy places the organism in Eukaryota, Metazoa, Chordata, Mammalia, Carnivora, Phocidae. The transcript is spliced from 3 exons. Gene Ontology annotation, biological process: positive regulation of cell migration; negative regulation of cell-matrix adhesion; wound healing, spreading of epidermal cells. The record is from RefSeq and is a predicted model, not a curated record. Gene Ontology annotation, cellular component: external side of plasma membrane; apical plasma membrane. The coding region runs from base 1 to 741 and encodes 246 amino acids.